Molecule: messenger RNA, 384 nt
Organism: Vigna unguiculata (cowpea)
Lineage: Eukaryota; Viridiplantae; Streptophyta; Magnoliopsida; Fabales; Fabaceae
Product: auxin-responsive protein SAUR71-like
Biological process (GO): response to auxin
Source: RefSeq, a predicted model, not a curated record
AUGUUUUUGUCUUUCUUUGGGAAGAUUCACGAUGGUCUCUCAGAAGUGUUAGCACCAAUAAGAAGAUCACUAACACAGAUGAUCAAGGAAGAUCCACUGAAUAAUGCAUCAGCACAAGUGCCAGAAGACGUUUUGGAAGGACACUUUGUGGUUGUUGCUAACAAGGGUGAAGAAACCAAACGGUUUGUUGUGGAGUUGCACUAUUUGAGUAACCCUUCAUUUUUGGGACUGCUGGAGAGAGCAAGAGAAGAGUAUGGUUUCAGGCAAAAGGGGGUUUUGGAAAUUCCCUGCCACCCUCAAGAACUAGAGGAGAUUCUAGAAGAAAGAAGAGAUGAAAGUGUGGGAGAUGGAAGCAAAUUAACAGAUUCAAUUCAAAUGAGUUGA